Molecule: messenger RNA, 2721 nt
Organism: Fomitopsis serialis
Lineage: Eukaryota; Fungi; Basidiomycota; Agaricomycetes; Polyporales; Fomitopsidaceae
Product: armadillo-type protein
Exons: 10
Coding region: 179-2326 (715 amino acids)
Biological process (GO): mRNA splicing, via spliceosome
Cellular component (GO): catalytic step 2 spliceosome
Molecular function (GO): RNA binding; protein binding
Source: RefSeq, a predicted model, not a curated record
CCAACAUCGUCAGUGACUGCAACACACCCAUCUUCCACCAUGGCGACUGCAGCGACCCUGACCCCUUUGAACGCCUCGGACGGACCCUACCAGAAGCGCAAGAGGUCGCGCUCCCCGGAAAACUCGGAGCAGCCCCCUUCAAGUCGUCGCAGAGCGACAGCGACAGCUCGCAGCGCGCAUGGCCGCCCUUGAGCUCGAGAAGAUGGAGAAGGAGAAAGGCAAGGACGCCGCCGACAAGAAGGCGCCUGAGCUCGACGCAAAAGCCGAGCUCGCCAAGCUAACGAGCACGAAGUCUGGCGGUGUAUACAUGCCCCCCGCACGCCUGCGCGCCCUGCAGGAGGCUGCGUCGAAAGACAAGGCCAGCGCAGAGUAUCAACGCCUCUCGUGGGAUGCGCUGCGCAAGUCGAUUACCGGUAUAGUUAACCGAAUCAACGUCGCGAAUAUCAAGCACAUCAUGCCGGAGCUCUUCCAAGAGAAUCUUAUUCGCGGUCGAGGCUUGUUUGCGAGGAGCGUGAUGAAGGCCCAGUCGUCCAGUUUGCCCUUUACACCGGUAUUCGCGGCACUCGUGGCUAUCAUCAACACGAAGCUUCCUCAGGUUGGCGAGCUGGUCUUGACUCGGCUGAUCAGUCAGUUCCGACGAGCCUUCAAGCGUAAUGACAAAAUUGUCUGCCACUCUACGACGACUUUCAUUGCCCACCUCGUCAACCAGGGUGUCGCACAUGAGAUCAUCGCCCUCCAGAUCCUUGUUCUUCUGCUUGAGCGCCCGACCGACGACUCAAUUGAGAUCGCCGUGGGCUUCACGCGUGAAGUCGGUGCAUUCCUCGCUGAAAACUCGCCGAAGGCCAACGCAACUGUCUUUGAGCGCUUUCGCGCAGUACUCAACGAGGGCACGAUCAGCCAACGAGUGCAGUACAUGAUUGAGGUGCUUAUGCAGGUCCGCAAGGACAAGUACAAGGACAACGUGAUCGUUCCGGAGGGCUUGGACCUAGUGGAGGAGGACGACCAGAUCACGCAUCAAAUUCAGCUUGAGGAAGAGCUGCAGGUGCAAGAAGGGCUGAAUAUCUUCAAGUUCGACCCGAACUACAUCGAAAAUGAAGAGAGGUAUAAGUCUAUCAAGGCUGAGAUCCUGGGCGAGGGCUCGGAUGACGAGGAGAGCGGAUCAGAAGAAACCACUGACGAUGAGGAGGAGGAGGAAGCCGUUGAAGACAAAGCUGGUAUCGAAGACCGCACGGAGACGAACCUCACCAAUCUCCGUCGUAUCAUUUACUUGACCAUCAUGAACGCAUUGAAUUACGAGGAAGCCGUCCACAAGCUGUUGAAGGUCCAGAUUCAGGAGGGCCAGGAAAUUGAGCUCUGCAAUAUGAUCAUCGAGUGUUGCUCGCAAGAACGGUCGUACUCUACAUUCUACGGCCUGUUGACGAAUCGUCUGCGGAACAUCGCACGCUUCUUCGGACACCUCAUCGCGACUGACUCCGUCUCGUGGGCUGUCCUCGGAUGUAUCAAGCUCACCGAGGAUGAUACGACGUCGAGUAGUCGUAUCUUCAUCAAGAUCAUGAUGCAGGAGGUCACUGAGUCCAUGGGUCUCAAGGCUUCGGUCGAGCGGUUCAAGGACGAGGAGGUGAGGAUGACGUGCAGGGGCAUGUUCCCUAUGGACAACCCGAAGGACACCCGGUUUGCGAUCAACUAUUUCACGAGUAUCGGCUUGGGUGCGGCCACGGAGGAGAUGCGUGAACACUUGAAGAAUGCGCCAAGAAUUAUUAUGGAACAGCGUCGCGCAAUGCUCGAGGCCGAAUCCUCGUCCUCCGACUCAGAUUCAGAUUCGGAUGACGACGACAGCUCGUCCGACUCUGACUCUGACCCUAGCUCAUCCGACUCUGAUUCAGACGAGUCACGGCGUUCACCCCCGAGACGUCGUUCGUACAGCCCGCCGCGCCGCGACCGAGCACGGGACCGUGAUAUCUCGCCCCCUCCACGUCGGCGCCCGUCUCCCUCUCCUCCACCGCGGCACCGUGAUGACAGGCGGCCAACCCCUUCACCGCCGCGCUAUCGCAACGGUGACAGAGACAGAGAUGUUCGCAUGGCCGACGCCGACCGGGACAUGGAUAGGUAUAGGUCACGCCGCGACUCGCCCCCGGCCCGUCGCCGUGCGCCGUCUCCGCCUGUCCCGCGGUCCCCACCGCCGAGGGCGCGGUAUGAUAGCCCGCGCCACAGAGACUACGAUAGGAGACCGCGCGACGACUCGAGGGACCGGCGGGACAGGGAUGAUCCCAGGGAUCGCCGGCGGUCUGAUUCGAGGGACAGGUACCGGCGAGACACGAGGCGGUAAGGCGGGUGUAGUGGUGUAUGAUGCGAUUCACGCUUUGCGGUUUAUGGUAUGCUGCUUGAUGGAUGCGUAUGUACUGUUUGUGCUUUGUUAGCAUCGCUGUAACGCCAAAGCUAAAUGUUCUUCCAUGCAUUGUGGAUCUCCAUUUGCGAAUGUGAUGCCUAGGCCCAAGACACGCUGUCCGUCAAUUGAGCUGAAGUCCGUAAUCGUGCCAGUGGAUUCACGCUGAGCGGGGCACUACACGCAGCAACGACUGGCAGACCCGACCGGGCCUUCUGAAUGAGCAGCGAGCGGAGCGACGCCACAGACGCGUCUCGACACGCGUUACGUCAGCGAGUCGCGUCGGACGCGCACGCGGUCGUCAUGGGGCCGCCGUGACCUGAAUAAACAGAUCCAAC